AUGCCCAACUCUGUGAGUUUCGUCAUCACAAUUUUCCACGUCACAGCUAUAGGAAUUGAAAGAGCCAUCGCCGUGUUAUUUCCCUUUCACGUAUCUCGUAUAUUCACACCCUACAGAGUCAAAUGGAUGUUGCUUGGUUUAUACCUGUUUGGGUCUGUACCUGUUUGGCCUUACUACUACCGUAUGACUUACAGAUGGGUGUUUCUUCCAACUGUGAGUAGGACCGUUGCUAUGCCGAUAUCAACAGAUUUUUAUUUUAACAAUAUUCAAGUUAUUCUUGACUAUGUGAAUUAUUUUGUAAACAACACAACAACCACAGUGCCAAUCAUCUUAAUCUUUAUCUGUUCAAGUCUGAUUAUUUUUCAACUUAAUCGUAUAAAGACUAACGAACUGUCAAACAAAACAUCCAAACAUAAAAAGGAAAUAAAAGUCGUGAAGAUGUUGUUGGUUGUUUGUCUCGUCAGCUUCAUGGUGUUGGUGCCGGAGUACGUCCUCCACAGUUACCUGGUGUAUUACCUAGACGAGCUGUCCUGGAAUUUUCACAACUUGGUUUCGUUCCUCGUCCCUGUGGUGUACCAGGUCAACGCCUGCGUCAACUUUUUCAUCUACAUCACGAUGAGCUCCAAGUUUGCAGAGACUUACAAGUCUAUCGUAGGUUGUGGUCGAAAAUCUUUCAGCAAAAAGUAA
Physella acuta is the source of this 687-nucleotide messenger RNA. RefSeq names its product neuromedin-B receptor-like. Gene Ontology annotation, biological process: G protein-coupled receptor signaling pathway. Gene Ontology annotation, cellular component: plasma membrane. The record is from RefSeq and is a predicted model, not a curated record. NCBI's taxonomy places the organism in Eukaryota, Metazoa, Mollusca, Gastropoda, Physidae. Gene Ontology annotation, molecular function: G protein-coupled receptor activity.